CCCUCGUUCCGCCUGCCUUCAUUCUGGGCGGAGCGGCCAUGCGCGGCGGGGGUGUCGCGUGGUGGUGGCGGCCGUGGUGGGUGCCCUCGCGGCGGCUGCGGCCCCUGUUUGGGCGCCCGGGCCUGGAAGGGUACAUCGUGGAGGCGCCGCGGCGUCAGGCGUGGCGGGCGCGCUGGGCCUGGCCCAUGGUUUGCGCCGCGGCGCUGGCCGGCCUGCUCCUCCUCCUCCUCCCUUCCGGACUCGCCUUCCUCCUCGUGGCGGCGGCGGCGGCGGGAGCCUGGCAGGCCCGCAUGAGAACCAAACCGCCGAGGCACUCUGCACGUGCUCCGUGGCCCAGCGACAGCUCCUGGCAGAGGAGGACCCCUUUGAGGGACGCAUCCAGGGAUUUCGAUUGGGACGGCAGCCGAUCCCCCUCCUCCUCUUUGACCCCGGCCUGCUCUCCGCCCUCCUUCCAGAGCAGCUUCCUGGAGAGCAACGUGCCCUCAAGUGCCUUCGGACGGAGCGUCUUUGGCCGCUCCUCGCCGUCCUCCUUGGACCCCGGGGCCACCUUCUCGCCGGUCACCACGCCCUCCCGGAUCGGCUGGAGGGGGCAGAGGGGCCUCCUGGCGGACUUCAACGCCGUCAUGGCCGAGCGGCGCGGGGAGCCCAGGACCGGCUCGGCCGACAGCCGCCUCCACCGCGUGGGCCGACCACCCUCCUACCGCCACUUGGGUCCAAGGGCCACCUUGGGGGAAGCGGCCACUCCACCCUCGUGGGUCAACCGGGUCCUGAAGGACUUCAGCCCCGCCGUGGCCGAGAGGCGCCGUGAGGCCGGGGUCAGCUCAGCCGGCCGCAGCCCCCUCGUCCUCUACUCGCCUUACUCCUCGCCGGUCAGCCUGGGAGGGUGGCCUUCCCGCCUGGCGCUGAGCCCGGACCCGUGUGCGAGGGAGACGGUGGUCAAGGCUCUGCGGGAAAAGGAGAAGGCCAAGAGGAGGAGAGCGGAGGACGGGGGGCCCCAGCAGGAGCCCCUCACCCGCGGGAGGGACAAGAGGAGGCGCCACGAGAGCGGAAGGAGCGUGACCUCAGCCCUCGAGCCCUUCCCGUCGGUGUCUCAUGCAGCCGAUCCUGCUGCCCCGGACACCCUCCCCGUCCUCAAGAAUGCCGUCUCCUCCUCCGUGUCUUCCUCCAAGAGGCGCCGCCGCCGCCGCCGCCGCUCCUCCACCUCGCUGUCGUCCGGCUCCACCGAGAGCGUCUCUUACGGCAUCCCCACCAUAUACAAGGACAAGGGUUGGAAGGCCACUCUGGCGAGUGAUCCUGGGCAGGAAAACUGGAGCGAGGAGCCGUGGUGUUGGCAGUGCAGCCACUUGGAGGAGAGUGGCCCUGGCGGGACCCCCAAGCCGCUGAGCAAGGCCGCGGAGAAGGCCGUGGACAAGGCGGUGCAGGUGGAGAUGGGGGACACAGAGACGCCCCACCCAGAAGCGCCCGGCACCCCGGCCCCGGCCCUGCGCCCCAACGGCCCGAAGCGGAGGAGCAUCUGCCUCGUCAGGAUCAACCUGGACGAGCCCUUGGACCUGCCUCCCGAACUGCAGGCGCUUUCCGAAGCCAUGAAGGCUCGUGCCGAGGCCGAGAAGGCAGCCAGGCUGCAGCAGGGAGUUCCCAGAGUCUCCGAGGAGCAGGCGGGACCACUGCCGUUGCCACCGCCACGGUCAUCAUCAUCGCCAUCGGAAGUGACCACCUCUCCGGUCUCCUGCUUAGCCAGUGCCGCCACCGCCUCCUCCGCGUUGCCACUGACGGUCAGCUCCCCCACAGUGGUGGACUCCAACCCGCUGACCGGCCCGGCUCCGACGCCCGCCGUCUUUGGCUCCGGAGCCCCCGUGAGCCGCGCAGAGUCUCUUCCGCCCGUGACGGAGAUGGAGGUGACCGAGGGGGCCGGCUCCUCUUUGGCCGUGGUGGCCACUCCUCCGGCCCCUUCUCCGAGCGCUGCCCAGGCCGAGGGCGGAGGGUCCUUCCUGGGCAAGACCCCCACCAAGCGCCGCUCCUCCUCCCCCUCGGAGCUGGACCCCGCCCCGCUCACGUCCCCCAGCAAGAGGCGGGCCCUGGCGCCGGACGAGACAGCACCCGUGUUCCGGCCGGUCUUCGGCCUCUCCACCCCGGGGCUGACCCUGCCGUCCGCGGCUCCUCCGUCCACCUUCCAGCCCAUCUUUGCCAGGCCGAUCGCAAGCCCCACGGCGACCACAGCCUCCACCUCUGAUGCGAUUUCCACCUCUGCGCCCGCUCUCGGUGCAACCGGGGUCUUCGCGAGCACCUUGAGCCUGCCUCUGAGUGGCGCGGCCACUCCACCUUUGCCCGUGGUGGCCUCCAACCUCUUUGGAGGGCUGCCUUCUCCUCCUCCUCCGCCUUACACCCUGACCUCCCAGGCGGCCGCCGGUCCCGCCCCGGCCCCCCCAGGGUCGGGCAGCCCCUUUGGCCACCCGGCCUUUGGACCUAACAGCACGAGCGGGGCCUCGCAGCCCACGUACAGCCUCGCGGGGUCCUUCCGCUUCGGGGCGGCCACCACCACGGCCGGCGGAGAAGCAGCGGGCCCAGCACCCACGUCUGGGGCCACCACUGUGCCCCUCCUGCCGCCGCUGAUGGACCCAGUGGGCAGCUCCGCCCAGACCGCCUUCUGCUCCCCCACCUUCAGCACCCCUGUGCUCGGCCGGACCCGUCGGGCGUUCGGAGGUGGAUCGCCGUCCGGUUCCGGACCGAGCGCGGCCAAUCCCAUCAGCGGGCCCUCUCCGCUGACCUUUGCCAUCGGGGCCGGGGCCAAGUCGGGGGCCCGGCAGCGGCUCCAGGCCCGGAGGCAGCACCCCAGGAGGAAGUGACCCCCCACCCACCCGCCAAUCAAAGUCCCGUUCUCAUUGGACUUGGACCUCAAGUUCGCUGUACAUUAAAAUGUAUAUAGACCUGUAUAUAGUACUUAAGAGCAUUUUAAGCACAUUUUUUAAAAAAUUAUUUCAGACUUUAUUUUUCUAUUUGGAGUCUGUAGAGAUAGAGCGAGCGUUUGUUUCAGGGUCGGGGGGGGGGAGGGGGUCAUUGUUUGGAUAUAUUUGUUUGUUUAUUUGUUUGUUUGAGAGUAAGGGGAGGGUCCUGGGAAGGAGGGAGGGGUCAUUGACAUGGGUGUGACUUUGGAUAUGUGUUUAUUUGUUUGUUCAAGAGUAAAGAGGGCCAUGCACUGA
This is a messenger RNA of Anolis carolinensis (green anole), 3197 nucleotides long. RefSeq names its product nuclear envelope pore membrane protein POM 121C-like. Bases 39 to 2843 code for a protein of 934 amino acids. NCBI's taxonomy places the organism in Eukaryota, Metazoa, Chordata, Lepidosauria, Squamata, Anolidae. The transcript has 15 exons. The record is from RefSeq and is a predicted model, not a curated record.